ACAAUAUUAUAAUCAUAUUGGGUCCAUAUACUAUGCAAAUUGUGAAAAUAUUACAUGUCUUUAUUGCGGUACUGUUAUUGACCGCCAUUUUAUGUCCAACAUCAAUAUUAGUGCAUGUAAUUGAUGAUAAUAAACAUACAAGUACAACAACAAUUAUCAAUAAUAAUCAACAAGAACAACAAUAUAUUGACAAUACAACAAUAACAUCAACGAAAACAACAACAUUAUUUAUAUUAGAAGAACAGACUACGAAUCAUCAUCGAGUACGCCGUAACAUCCAUGAUCCAUUAAGUAAUCCAUGGUUACAUUCAAAACAAGAAUUAUUAGAAUUAUUGUGGAAAAGAGGGAAUGAAUUACACAAGGACGAUAAUGAUAACGAGAAUUUAGAACAAGACGAAGAUCAUCAAACAUCAUUAUCAACAGUAACCGAACAUCAUCAAUCACAACAACAUCAUCAUAAUAAACAUUUAACAAUGUCUUCGUCAGCAUCAUUAAAUCAUAAUAAAAAACAAAAUAAAAGAAUGAAUAAUAAUAAUAAAAGUGAUCAAUUAUUAAUUGGUAAAUCAAUCGAUUGUUGUCCAAGUGUAUUAGAAAUGGUUGAACCCCAUGGCGGUACAAAUAUCAAUGGAACAUACGUAGAGCUAUAUCAAGAUGGUUCCGUUAAACAACGUUUUUAUGAACUGUCAUGUGAUCGUUUUGUUGAAGGUAAACCAUGUUUAUUUAUGGAUCGUAAAUUAUAUAAUAUAUCAAAAUGUGUACAGAAAUAUUCAUAUUCAUAUGCGUUAGUACGUGAAAAUGUGAAAACCACAUCAACAAGUAGUACGAUUAGUUCGACAACAAGUAAACAACAUCAUCAUAAUCAUAGACAUAAUAAUAAUUUUAAUAGUGGAUCCGGUUCUGGAUGGAUGUUAGACUAUAUACGUGUGAGAAGUGGAUGUAGUUGUGAAGUGACACCUAUCAUUUAUAAAAAGAAACGUACUAAUAAUAAACAUAAAAAGAAUAAAAUUAAAAAACAUGGCUAACACUCGAAUAAUCCAAGAGAAAUAAACAAUAUGGGCGAACAAAUAUUUGUAGCAGGCUAAAUUUUUACGUAUACUCUCUUCGUCAAUAUAUUUUUAACAGUUAGUCUCAUUCUCAAUGUAAUCAUCACAUGUAAUGUUAUAGUAAUAACACUUGGAAUGAUAUAACUGAUACACGUUUAUAAUGACACAAAGUAAUACUUUUUUUGAAUAAUGUAUUAAAGUUCCUGAGUCCUGUACUGAUGCGCGUCAGGAAGGGGUUGCACUUGCACCCCCUGCCUUGAAGGAAAAUAUACAGAUAAAGAUUAAAAAUUCAUUGUCCUCCUCUGCUCUUUUCCACUUUAAUCCCAUAAAGAAAAUCAUGUCUCACCAUUAGUUAAACGUACAGAAAAAAAUACGCUCAAUUCAGUUGCUUCCAGAACUUUUUCUGUUCUUUUUGUCACAGUUCACGAUUCGCAUGCUUACAAUCAAACAGGCCAUACAUAACACUUUAGCACCCAAGACUUUGUUCUUUUAGAAAUGUUUUUAUUUGACCAUUACAACCUGAACUUAUUAAAAGCCUUCACGGGGGUCGUACGCCUGUUGAUCUUAUGUGCACAUCUACCGUCUUUUUAAUUCUGAAAAACUCUUCUUUUAUAUUAGUAAGACUUUUUAAGUCUUUUCUUUGAAAUAUUUUCACAAGUGUUUCUAAACCUUUCAUAAAAAAGAAACCAUACCUAAAUAGCUGAAGAGUGAAAACAUUACGGAACUCUGCCACGUUAUUCUUGAAUAAUACUUAAGAAUAUACAAGAAUUUAGUCUGCUACAAAGAUUUUUCCAGCGUUCAAAUUUGUUUAAUGUUUAUUUUUCCUGGGUUAUAUAAUUAUUAAUUUAUUGAAUUAAAUACAUUUUAUUAUACCAAAGUAUUUUUUAAUUUUAUAACAUUAUACAUAAUAUAUAAUCACAGUUUAUAACAUUCAAGCAGUUAUCUUAGCCCGCUCACUUUUUUAGGUCCAUUUCGUAGAUUUUUUACAAGCCUUCGAAUCCCUAUCUAUCCUCUAUCUUACUUUUGCUUAGAUAGAGGUAAAUUCAUCUCUGUUUAACAAAUUAAUUGUAGUACCUAAGGUAAAAUUCCCAUUCUUUCAGGUGUU
This is a messenger RNA of Chrysoperla carnea, 2148 nucleotides long. RefSeq lists its product as uncharacterized. The coding region runs from base 33 to 1022 and encodes 329 amino acids. The transcript is spliced from 3 exons. Lineage: Eukaryota; Metazoa; Arthropoda; Insecta; Neuroptera; Chrysopidae. The record is from RefSeq and is a predicted model, not a curated record.